Drosophila albomicans is the source of this 607-nucleotide messenger RNA. Its product is annotated as eclosion hormone. Gene Ontology annotation, biological process: ecdysis, chitin-based cuticle; neuropeptide signaling pathway. Gene Ontology annotation, molecular function: ecdysis-triggering hormone activity. The record is from RefSeq and is a predicted model, not a curated record. The transcript has 3 exons. Lineage: Eukaryota; Metazoa; Arthropoda; Insecta; Diptera; Drosophilidae. The coding region runs from base 98 to 391 and encodes 97 amino acids.
CGUCAAACCAGUUCUCGGCAAACAAAACCAUUGUAGACGUAUUUGAGAUACCAAAAGCUCACACCCACAACUCAGCAAAACUCUCGAAAGCAACCGAAUGUGCACACAUAAGAUCCUGAUGAUGCUGUGUAUGGCGAUGACAAUUGCUUGCCUGCUGCAGACAGGGGAUACAUACCCUUCCAUUGGACAUUAUGGAAAGAGAUUCGAUCCAAUGAGUGGAAUUGAUUUUAUACAGAUUUGUCUCAAUAACUGUGCGCAAUGUAAAAAAAUGUUUGGUGAUUACUUCCAAGGACAGACUUGCGCCGAAUCGUGCCUAAAGUUUAAAGGGAAGGCCAUUCCUGAUUGUGAAGAUAUUGGAUCCAUAGCACCAUUCCUCAAUGCCCUUGAGUAAAUGCUUUUCGAGUUUAAUUCGCACCUUGCGAUUUUAUUCGCAUCCAAAAGAUUAUAUUAAUCAUUAAAAUACUGAACCUUCUGUCACUUUGCGAAACACAUCUAUCCUGUUAAAUUGAUGAAGCUGAAGAUCAUGUAACCAAAGAAGUUUUAACAAUCUGUAGAAAAUAAAUACUAGCACUUAAAGCACAUAUAAUUUUUCACAUUUUAUUUAAUU